Molecule: messenger RNA, 885 nt
Organism: Camelus dromedarius (Arabian camel)
Lineage: Eukaryota; Metazoa; Chordata; Mammalia; Artiodactyla; Camelidae
Gene: CDA
Product: cytidine deaminase
Exons: 4
Coding region: 48-488 (146 amino acids)
Cellular component (GO): cytosol
Molecular function (GO): cytidine deaminase activity; zinc ion binding
Source: RefSeq, a predicted model, not a curated record
CACUGGCUGGUCCCCUUCCGCUCCUCUGCUGGCCCCAGGGGACCGACAUGGCCCAGGAGCGUUGCACCCCCGCCCUGGAGCUCGAGCACCUCCAGCGGCUGCUGCUUUCCUGCCGGGAGGCCAAGAAGUCCGCCUACUGCCCCUACAGUCGCUUCCCCGUAGGGGCCGCCCUCCUCACCAGGGACGGCAGGAUCUUCUCUGGGUGCAACAUAGAAAAUGCCUGUUACCCGCUGGGCGUCUGUGCCGAACGAACCGCCAUCCAGAAGGCCAUCUCAGAAGGGUACAAAGAGUUCAGGGCAAUUGCUAUCGCCAGUGACCUGCAAGAUGAUUUUAUCUCACCAUGUGGGGCCUGCAGGCAAGUCAUGAGAGAGUUUGGCACCAACUGGGCUGUCUACAUGACCAAGCCAGAUGGCACUUAUGUUGUCAGGACAGUCCAGGAGCUGCUGCCUUCCUCCUUUGGGCCCGAGGACCUGCAGAAAAUCCAGUGAAGAAUGGAGAGCACCACCGCCUGGGAGACCCUGGGUUCCCACACGUGCCUAAAGGGACAGCCACCCAGAGAACUUCACAAAGACAUUUUCACAGACCCAAGGACAUCUGCCAAAUGGGCCCCAACCCCGCAGGCACUGGGCAGAGAUGAUUUUCCCAAAUUCCACACAAGCACUGGGGUUUCUACUGGAGUGAGAAAGGGUUUCACUCCAGCCUGGACCAGAGCCCCUCCUUGUAAUUUGCUUUGUCCUCCCCGGGACGCAGAGCACCCUGUCCCUGUCUUUCCCUCCUGUGGGCCCUCUUUAAAAUUCCAGCCAAGACUGUGCUGCUUCCCUGUCAGCCUUCCCAAAGUUCUAUCCCACUCUGAGCGACUUUUCUAAUUAUAACAGAACAUCCUGA